This is a messenger RNA of Populus nigra (black poplar), 1168 nucleotides long. Its product is annotated as isoeugenol synthase 1-like. The transcript has 5 exons. Lineage: Eukaryota; Viridiplantae; Streptophyta; Magnoliopsida; Malpighiales; Salicaceae. Gene Ontology annotation, molecular function: oxidoreductase activity. The coding region runs from base 36 to 992 and encodes 318 amino acids. The record is from RefSeq and is a predicted model, not a curated record.
AAUAAUUAAGAACAAAUUAAGAAGAAGGGAGAGCCAUGGCUUGUGAGAAGAGCAGGAUACUAAUAUUUGGAGGGACUGGGUAUCUUGGCUUACACAUGGUCAAGGCAAGCCUCUCGAUGGGCCAUCCAACCUACGCUUAUGUUCGCCCUGUCAAACCAUACACCAAUCCUUCCAAGCUAGACCUCCUCAAGGAAUUCGAAUCCAUGGGAGUCACUGUAUUCCAAGGAGAAUUGGAAGAGCAUGAGAAGCUUGUUUCAGCAGUAAAACAAGUGGAUGUAGUGAUUUCUACUCUUGCUGUUCCUCAGCAUCUAGACCAGCUCAAAAUAAUCAGUGCUAUGAAAGAAGCUGGCAACAUCAAAAGGUUUGUUCCAUCAGAAUUUGGAAAUGAGGUCGAUAGAGUUAGUGGGCUGCCACCUUUUGAAACACUGCUUGCUAACAAAAGGAAGAUCAGGAGAGCAUCAGAAGCUGCUGGACUUUCUUACACCUACGUCUCUGCAAACUCAUUUGCUGCAUAUUUCGUGGAUUUCUUGCUCCAUCCCCAUGAGAAACGAGAAGAAGUUCUUGUUUAUGGAAGCGGUGAAGCCAAAGCUGUGUUGAAUUACGAAGAGGAUGUGGCAGCCUAUACGGUGAAAGCAGCAACAGAUCCAAGGGUUGCCAAUCGUGUCAUUAUCUACAGGCCCCCUGGAAACAUUGUUUCCCAGCUAGGUUUAAUAUCUUCUUGGGAGAAAAAGACUGGACGAACUCUCAAGAAAAUCCAUGUCCCUGAGGAAGAAAUCGUGAAGCUCUCUGAGUCCUUGCCCUUCCCUGAAAACGUCCCGCCGUCGAUCCUGCACAACAUAUUUAUCAAAGGUGAGCAGAUGAGCUUUGAACUCACAGCAGAUGAUUUGGAGGCUUCCGAGUUAUAUCCUGACUACAAGUACACUUCAGUUGAUACUCUCCUCGACAUCUGCUUGGUGAAUCCCCCUAAGCCCAAAUUAGCAGCAUUCUCGUAAAUUAAUUAUUGUGCUUUUGUAAUGUGUGCACCAAAUUAAUAAAGAGCUAGCUUGGUGGCUUAACUUGUAUUUAUACAAGGCCAUUUGAUUAUUACAAGAAACUUCUUCAUUAGUCUAUGCAGGUAAAUGUCCAUGAAAUUACUGUCUUUUUGUUAAGGAGUUGGAUUAGAAUACAA